Messenger RNA from Ilex paraguariensis (yerba mate), 531 nucleotides. NCBI's taxonomy places the organism in Eukaryota, Viridiplantae, Streptophyta, Magnoliopsida, Aquifoliales, Aquifoliaceae. The record is from the annotation of a GenBank genome assembly.
AUGGAACUAGGGCAGUUCCGUGUUGCACCUGAUCAGAGGGAGAAGUUCUUGCAGCGAUUUCAGCAGGUGCAGCAACAAGGUCAGAGUACUCUUCUUGGCAUGCCUCCUCUAGCUGGAGGAAAUCACAAGCAGUUUUCUGCACAGCAACAGAACACACUCCUGCAGCAGAAGCAGGACCAUCUCCUCCAUCCUCAGAGUGGUUAUCAUCCCAAGCACCUGGUGGACAAUGGACCAAUCAUUUCGUUCGAGUCAGCGCACCACUCAUCAGCACAUGUGCUUGUUCCUAGUCUUUGGCCAAAUCGGGAACCCUUAUAUCAGGGUGACCGAGGAUGCACGUGAGAUCAUUUAUCCUACAACUCUUCGCUAAACCCACAGCAUCAAUAGUCUUGGCACAAAGUGGUGCAGUAGAUGUGCUCAGUCAAGUAUCCACAUGCUCUGGAUCUAGAAGUGGAAUGGGUGAUGAUAAUUUCAGAUCCUAAGUCGAUGGUGGUUUCGGAUCUUGUUCUUGCUUCUUGGCUGCACCUGAUGGCC